AUGAAUCUGCCUCACACCCUAUUUUCUCACCACCUCCACCCCACACAUGCCAUCUUGUGCUGCUCCCCAGACUCUGAGAAACCUCAACUGUCCCCGGAGUCCUUGGAGCAGCGGCCACAAGUCCCAACCAAGAAGUUGCGCAAGCCGCGGACUAUCUAUUCCAGUCUGCAGCUGCAGCACCUGAACCAGCGUUUCCAGCACACGCAGUACCUGGCGCUGCCCGAGAGGGCCCAGCUGGCCGCGGAGCUCGGCCUCACUCAGACCCAGGUUAAGAUCUGGUUUCAGAACAAGCGCUCCAAAUACAAGAAACUCCUGAAGCAGAACUCUGGGGGGCAGGAAGGGGACUUCUCCAGGGGGCCCUCCUCCUUGUCUCCUUGCUCCCCACCCCUUCCAUCCCUGUGGGAUCUACCCAAGGCAGGGGCCCUGCCCACUGGUGGCUAUGGCAACAGCUUUGGAGCCUGGUAUCAGCAUCACUCCCCAGAUGUCCUGGCUACGCCUCAGAUGAUGUGAGUCUGGAAAGGGCGGGUCAGCCCCCAGCCCUCCUACAAAGCCCAGGACCCAGGCCACCUGCACCCCUUCUGGGUUAGGAGGAAACCAGCUCCAGAUGGGUUUUCUGAGGACAAGGAUCUAAAGGAGAAAAAAGCCUGGGGUGAGGAGUCCUGUCCCUCUUCCCCUCUAACCCAAACAGCUAACUCA
Chrysochloris asiatica (Cape golden mole) is the source of this 696-nucleotide messenger RNA. RefSeq names its product distal-less homeobox 4 (gene DLX4). Gene Ontology annotation, biological process: negative regulation of transcription by RNA polymerase II; embryo development; cell differentiation. Bases 1 to 510 code for a protein of 169 amino acids. The record is from RefSeq and is a predicted model, not a curated record. The transcript has 2 exons. NCBI's taxonomy places the organism in Eukaryota, Metazoa, Chordata, Mammalia, Afrosoricida, Chrysochloridae. Gene Ontology annotation, molecular function: DNA-binding transcription factor activity, RNA polymerase II-specific; RNA polymerase II cis-regulatory region sequence-specific DNA binding.